GAGCUGCCGCGGCCGGCGGCGGCCGGCAGGGGGCGCGGUGCCGCCAGCCCCCGCUCCGCUCCGUUCGGCGGAGCGCUCGGUAUCGGCGAGACGGCGCAAGACAAAAGGCGCGGCGGCGGCGGCGGGGUCACGGGCGGCGGGGCCAUGGGCGGCGGGGCGGCGCCAUGAGGCGGCGGCGAGCAUGGCGGCGGGCGGCGGCGGGGCGCGGCGGGGGCUGCUGAAGCGGAAGCCGAACUUCACGCUGCAGGAGAUCGACAUCCUGAUGAGCGAAGUGCUCAAGUACGAGCAGCUGCUCUUCGGCGCCGCCGCCAGCACCGUCAACGCCUACGAGAAGCAGAAGAUCUGGUGGCGCAUCACCAACAAGAUCAACGCCGCCGGCCGCAACCAGCGCGACAUCGGCGAGGUGAAGAACCGCUGGCGGGGGCUGCGCCGCCGGGCUAACGAUAAGAUCACCCGGCACCGGCAGGAGAGGCAGGGACCCGCCGUUCGAGCCGCCGGCCGAGCCGGCAACGGCAACGGGAACGGAUCCGGGCCGGGCCCGCCGGAGCUCGGCCCCGGGCCCGCGCCCGGUUGGGGACCGCGAGGCGCCGCCGGCAUCGAACCGCCGCUCCUCAGCGUCGAGGGGGUGGCGCCGCACGGCGUCAAGGAGGAGCCGGUGAAGGAGGAGCCGGUGGAGGUGAAGACUGAGCCUUUCCACAGCCCGGCCACUGACAGCGUCCCCGGCCACGGCGCUGAGCGCCGGCUGCCCCGCGCCGGCACCGGCGAGCUGGGCGAGGGCUGGAGCCGGAGCCCCCCCUGCCCCGCGCCCCCCGAACUCUCCCUCAGCGACCUGGGUGGGCAACAGGAGCCAUUGGGCUCCGAUUUCCCGAGCAUCCUCUUCGAGCAAGAGGCCGAGCAUCUCAAUAACUGCAGCGCGGGCGAAGCGGGACCCGCCGGGACAACGCGGCUGUCGGAUGGGGCAGCCGACUGCGCCCAGCUCAGCCCGGCCGAGAAACGCGUCGUCCAGUCGAACGAACGGCUGGUGCAGGAGAUGCGGGCGUUCCGCCGGGAAUACGCCGAGAGCCGCCGGGAGACCAGCUCCAUCCUGCGCGGCAUCGCGCAGGCGCUGGGCGGCCUGAGCCGCAGCCUGGCCGAAAUCCGUGACCUCUACCUCCGGGGACAGGUGGUCCCCAAGCCCUGAGCCCCACGCAGCUGGCUGUGUGCGCCCACGGCCGCCGGGGACCACCCUGGGGAUGGGUUUUCCGUGCCCCCCCACUGCCCGGCUUGCUUCUUUUAUUAUUUUUAUUAUUAUUAUUUUUUUCCUCUCCAACCCACUUAAAUAAAACUCAGAGCUGGCCCCCGA
Messenger RNA from Columba livia (rock pigeon), 1342 nucleotides. Its product is annotated as myb-related transcription factor, partner of profilin-like. The transcript is spliced from 2 exons. Lineage: Eukaryota; Metazoa; Chordata; Aves; Columbiformes; Columbidae. The record is from RefSeq and is a predicted model, not a curated record. Bases 182 to 1180 code for a protein of 332 amino acids.